AUGUUGCGAUCGAAUGUUGAUUCUCUAGAAAAACAAUAUGCAAAAGCUAGACGGAUGACUGCUCUGUUGUACAACAAAAUUAUACAGUCUUCAGGAAUCUUGUCUGAUCAUAUAUCCAUCCAAGACCAGUACGAGAAAAUAAUAAUUGAAAUCAGUUGGUUCGUCUCAUCAUUCCUAAAUACGGCCCCAAAAGGGAGGCCAAAAGAACAACAUCAACGACGCCAAAGAGACGUGUCUUUGAGUAGGAUUUGGGAUGAGAAUUUGGGUGAUCACGAAAAGGAGUGUAGAUGCAUGGCGGCCAUCUUCGAAUUCUUGAAUGACGAAAUCGUUUUGAAGCCGGCAUUUGGUCUUGAAGACGAGAACGAUGGGGCCAUAGAAAAAGGACUUGCUGAGUUUGAAAAAAAAUUACAAGCUUGUCCUGAAGAAAGCCUUGGAUUUGUUCUCAAAAAUAAUUGA
Molecule: messenger RNA, 456 nt
Organism: Sclerotinia sclerotiorum 1980 UF-70
Lineage: Eukaryota; Fungi; Ascomycota; Leotiomycetes; Helotiales; Sclerotiniaceae
Exons: 2
Coding region: 1-456 (151 amino acids)
Source: RefSeq, a predicted model, not a curated record